Vanessa atalanta (red admiral) is the source of this 2539-nucleotide messenger RNA. RefSeq names its product mitochondrial potassium channel-like. The record is from RefSeq and is a predicted model, not a curated record. Bases 96 to 1178 code for a protein of 360 amino acids. The transcript has 6 exons. NCBI's taxonomy places the organism in Eukaryota, Metazoa, Arthropoda, Insecta, Lepidoptera, Nymphalidae.
AUUGUCAGUCAGAGAUGAUAUCAUAACCCGCAAAAUGUUAACAGAAAAUUAGAACAUCAAUAUUACAACGAAAACGACAAUUCUAUUAUGAAAACAUGGCUGACAAGUUUCGCCAAUUCGCACAAAGAGUGAAGGAUAAAAUUCAUUUUCCACAGUUACAAGCCAGUAGUCGUGAAAAAGUCGAUCAGCUUAUCAUCAAGUAUGACCCGGCUUCGAAAGUUACAGAAAUAGCCGAGAAGUUCAAACAUGGUAAUAUUACUAGUAAAGUCAAAGAACUAGUCUCGAGAUAUGAAAAAUUCACGGGUAUCGAAGAGAUUAUGGCGAUACAGAACACCGUCAUCGAAGCGCAGGAACGUUUCGUAACUGCCCAAAACCACAGACGCGAUCUGGGAAGAGAAUUGGCAGCAAUCGAGGCGAGAUUAAAGGAACUUCACGCGGAAAUGCAGAAUACAAUGAAGGGCGACGAAAAGUACCUCCAGCUCUGUACUGAAGAACACAAGUUAAUCAUACAAGAGCGCGCGCUGAGGACGCUUUUCUCCGACGCGGAAAGGGAAGAGAGGGAGCUGUUCGCGACAAUGUCGUCCGCCGUGAAGCUCGGCCACGAGAGGGAGCGCGCGCACGCGGAACGCAACAAGUAUUGGUACAUCGUCGCCUCUAUAUUUGGCACAGUUCUCGGAAUAGCUGGUUCAACUGUCAACAAUCGUCUGAAAAUGGCCGAGUUCAGAGACAUGAUGGAACAGCAGAUGGCUCGGAGCGCCAGCGUCCUGUACACCGUUGCUGGGGGUGGUUCAGCUAGUCGAGCUGACAUCGCUGAUGCUAUGAAGACUGAAUUCGCUUAUCAGGAGCAACUUGCAGCUAAUUUGACCUCGAUGCAGGAGAACAUAAAUAAUCUAGUCACAAAACAGGCCUCUUUGAUUGACCACCUGAACCACCAAGACCACGUCAUAGAGACCCAAAUCCGGGAACUGAAGCGAUUGAUAAUUGUCGCUUCGAAAAAUAGUGCCAAGUCAGAAGCGGAACUUGCUAAAGUACUAUCGGCUGUGCAUCAGGAGAUUGAAGAGGAGAAAAGGGAUGAACCAAUCACACCAAUGGUGGACGGUAAUCAGAUCCUGACAGGUCUUGGUAUAGUGAUGUGCGCUGUGGUUAUAUUGAGUAAUAUUUUCGGUAGAAUCAGUUGAUUUAAACGGCGAUUAAACGUCACUAUAAGUUUAAUAUUUUUUAAAUGUUACUACAUAUGCGUAGAUUUUCGAUUUUAUUUUAUUCUUUAUUCAAAGUGUUGCUCCACUAAAAAAAUGUUUCGUUGUCAAGUGUGAUAUUGUAUUUUAAAGUUUUAUGUGACAUUUUAUUUGGUUUAACGUGUUCGUGUAGGGAAAUCGUUUGACUGAAUAUUUUUACCAUUACAAUAUUUGUAACGUGAAAACUUGGACGCAAAUUUGCGAAAUUGUUGGAAUAAUAGUGCAAAGUUAUGAUGAACUAAAGUUGGCGCAAAUAUUAUUCGACUUAAUUUUGGGUUGAAUUAAAAACUGAAAAGUUGAUAACCAGCCCUGUCUUAAGCACAAUAAGCGUUCAAGUAGUAUUCUGGCGAUCAUAACAACCCUGCCCCCUCCUUAAAGGUUUUUAAAUGACCUUCAAGGCCAAUUCAGCCACAGUCUUGUACUUGUAUUUACACAACACCCGUGGUUUUGGAUUCAAAAAACUUGCCAUGUGUGAAAAACAAAACGAAAUAAUAAUAUCUUUUACCCUUAGUAUGUAGGUAAUACGUUAUUCCAAAUGAAGUGUUGGCAUAAAAUAAAAUAUGUAAUAAAAACUGUUGUACGACAUUUUUUGUAUUCUAUACUUUUACAUACAUUACAAAUAUAUAUAAAAAAACGUUACUUUUUUUUUUAAUUUGUAUUAUUAGCACAAGAUGAGGCUUAGGAAAAUGCAAACGAGAUAUUUUUCAAUUAUUUUUUUUUAUAAAUUCUUGUCGCGGGGCAAGAAGAAUUUCGGGCAUUGACCGUCUUACAUACAGCCAGGGACUUAACUUUUUUUUAAUCUUAAUUAAUAUAAAUGCUAAAGUGAUAUCGAUUGUUACCCUUGACGUCUUAACUACACAACGGAUCGUAAUUAAUUCGCAUACACGUCAAGGAUACAGAAAUUGACAUAGUGUACCUAACUUAACAACUCCCCCCACCUCCACACGUGGUGGAAACUAUUUUACAGUAAAAAAGAAAGAGAGACCGUAGUCUAUAUUCUCUAAUAGACAAUUAACUAUUCCAAUGUAAUAACAAUUAAUUAUAAUACAGAAAUCACAAUCGAACAUCAAAAACAAUUUAGCAACGAUUCUGAGCUUACCAAUGGAAUACCAUAGAACCCAACUAGGACAGGGUUAAAAUCACUUAACGGCGUUCACGCUUAUGUGAAUUCAAUGACAAUAUAGCCUAUUCCAAUGGAUGGAGGAGAAAAGAUAAACAAAUCUUAGAUUUACGUAUUUCAUUCAAUUUGCUAGUAACUCAGCUAUAUCGUGCAAUACUGAGAGUUUAUGAUUAAUAUAUCUUUA